AUGGAAUAUUGUUCGAGUCAAUGUUUUCAUCGAGCAUUUUAUGCUGUUUUAAUUGGAAUAUCACCUAUUGUUAUAUGUCUGCUAUUAAUUGGUCUAAUUCGAAUUAUAUUACAUUGUCUUGAAACAGCUUAUUAUCGACGACAAAAGAUACAUGAUCGUGGUCGUUCAACAUCAGUUGUUUAUCAAAGUGGUCGUCCUACUCUUUUUUAUACGCCAGUAUCGAUUGCUGAACUACAACGUAUUAUUCAAGGUGAAUAUAAAAGUCAAUUACCAACUGAAUCAUCGUCAUCAAUUCCAAAUAAUGAUAAUGAUACUAUUACAGCAUCCAAAUUUAUGAAAUCAAUAUUAUCAAGACGUGAUUCACCAUCACCACCUUUAUCAAAUACUAUUGCGAAUCUUGUUAUUCGUCGUAAUGCUAUUAAUACAAUUCCAUUUACAGCAUUGUUUGCGUCUGUUUCUACACCGUCUACACCAAAAUUCGAUAUGAUUAAUGAGCAAAAUUCACGACGACCAAGUUUUACGCCUAUUAAACAUGAAUCAGUUGAAAGAACAACAUUAACAGCAAUAAAUAAUGAUCAUUAUCGUUUCAAUAGAUAUGAUUCAUCUGAAUCCGAACCAGUAGAAAGUGAUCCAUUAUUUAGACCACCACUGAGAACAAUGUCAUCUACAACCACAGCUAUUAUAGAAGAAUCUCGCGAAUUUUAUUCAGCUCAAUCAAUACCAUUUUCAUUAAAUUAA
Messenger RNA from Rotaria sp. Silwood2, 738 nucleotides. NCBI's taxonomy places the organism in Eukaryota, Metazoa, Rotifera, Eurotatoria, Philodinida, Philodinidae. The record is from the annotation of a GenBank genome assembly.